AAACGCGCCGCUGCCUUUUAAAGCGCGAGACGGCAUGAGCGCUGUCACUCUGACACUGAGCGAGGCAAAGCUCGGGAGCUUCCGUCGUCUCGUUCAUUUACCCCCCAUUUCGUUUUCCUUUUCCACCUCGUCGAUAAACCAUCGCCCUUUCAUUUCUUCUUUCUCCAUUGUACCGUAACUUUCAAAGCCCCUUAUCGCCAUGUACCGGUAUUUUGGGGAGUUGCUGACUCGCGGAGCGGGGAACGCUCUGGCCUCGGGAUGCGUCGAGUCCGCUCUGCCGGCUUCCUCAUCUCUGCUGAGGGUGCGUCACUACAGCGAUGCCGCUGACAAGGAAGAUGACCCGAACUUCUUCAGGAUGGUGGAGGGCUUCUUCGAUCGUGGCGCUGCUAUUGUCGAAAACAAGCUGGUGGAGGACCUGAAGACCCGGGAAACGCCGGAGCAGAAGAGACACCGUGUGCGGGGGAUCCUCAAGAUCAUCAAGCCCUGCAACCACGUCCUGAGCGUGUCCUUCCCCAUCAAGAGAGACAAUGGAGAAUGGGAGGUUAUCGAGGGUUACCGGGCACAACACAGUCAGCACAGAACUCCCUGCAAAGGAGGUAAGAGAUAUUAUUGUUUUUAUGUCGUGCAUUGUGCUGUUCAGGAUAAUGAAUUGGAGAAAAUCACAAGAAGAUUCACCAUUGAGCUGGCCAAAAAGGGAUUCAUUGGACCUGGCAUUGAUGUACCCGCCCCUGAUAUGAGCACCGGUGAGAGGGAAAUGUCCUGGAUCGCUGACACCUAUGCUAACACUAUUGCCCACACCGAUAUCAAUGCCCAUGCCUGUGUGACAGGUAAACCCAUUAGCCAGGGUGGUAUCCAUGGCAGAAUCUCAGCCACUGGUCGUGGAGUCUUCCAUGGCAUUGAGAAUUUCAUCAAUGAAGCCUCCUACAUGAGCAAACUAGGCCUGACCCCUGGAUUUGCUGACAAAACCUUUAUUAUUCAGGGUUUCGGUAAUGUGGGUCUGCAUUCCAUGCGUUACCUCCACCGUUAUGGUGCCAAGUGUGUGGGAAUUGCUGAAAUCGAUGGAAGCAUCUGGAACCCCAACGGCAUGGACCCCAAAGAGCUGGAGGACUACAAAUUGCAACAUGGUACUAUUGUGGGCUUCCCCAACUCUCAGCCAUAUGAGGGAAACAUUCUGGAAGCUGAGUGUGAUAUCCUCAUCCCUGCAGCUGGAGAGAAACAGCUGACCAGGAAGAACGCUCACAAUAUCAAAGCUAAGAUUAUUGCUGAAGGUGCUAAUGGUCCCACUACACCAGAUGCUGACAAGAUCUUCAUAGAGAGGAACAUUAUGGUCAUUCCAGACAUGUACCUGAACGCUGGAGGUGUCACAGUCUCCUACUUUGAGUGGCUGAAGAACCUAAACCACGUCAGCUACGGUCGUCUGACCUUCAAGUAUGAGAGGGACUCCAACUACCACCUGCUGAUGUCUGUGCAAGAGAGUCUUGAAAGGAAGUUUGGAAAGCAGGGUGGCCCCAUCCCCGUUGUCCCCACUGCUGACUUCCAGGCCCGUGUAGCUGGUGCCUCUGAGAAGGACAUUGUGCACUCUGGUCUUGCCUACACCAUGGAGAGGUCAGCCAGGCAAAUUAUGCGCACGGCAAACAAGUACAACCUUGGCUUGGAUUUGAGGACGGCAGCUUACGUCAACGCCAUUGAGAAGGUCUUCAAGGUGUACAAUGAGGCUGGCCUGACCUUUACAUAAAUGACCCAAAA
Sinocyclocheilus grahami is the source of this 1746-nucleotide messenger RNA. Its product is annotated as glutamate dehydrogenase, mitochondrial-like. The record is from RefSeq and is a predicted model, not a curated record. The coding region runs from base 200 to 1735 and encodes 511 amino acids. NCBI's taxonomy places the organism in Eukaryota, Metazoa, Chordata, Actinopteri, Cypriniformes, Cyprinidae. Gene Ontology annotation, molecular function: L-glutamate dehydrogenase (NAD+) activity. The transcript is spliced from 11 exons. Gene Ontology annotation, biological process: L-glutamate catabolic process. Gene Ontology annotation, cellular component: mitochondrion.